UUUUCCCCUUGCCAAGCCCCAGCACUCCAGGAUGUGUCAUUCCCCUCGCGGAUACGUGUGACUCCGGGCCACACGACCGUGCCCGCGGCUGAGCACACACCGCGAGCAUCACUUGGACGUGACACGGAGCGGCGUGCGGCGGGGCAGCGAGUCCGGAACCAUCGCUCCUCGCACGGCAAUAAUUCCGCAUUCCCAAGAAGAGGUUAAACCUUCACGUUGAUGUUAAGGGGCUGCUCCCAUGGAACACCGCACGGCCGCGGAGGUGCCGCCCCGGCCCGGCCAUGCCCAGAGCGGGGCAGCCGCUCCGUAGCCCCUCGCAGCCCCGCUCACGGUGCGCGCAGCGCUCGGUGUUGUUACGUAGAGCCCUGGAAGCACCCGGGGUAUUCCGCCUUCUUCCUCCGCUGGAAGCAAUCGGCGCGCAGCAAUCCCGACGCGGGCUCCGGGACCGUAGCACACCGCAGCUCGCCAUCCGGCACGGUUAACUGGGGGAAGUGUGCGCCUUUCUGCCUUCUCUAUGCUUUGUUACGGGGCUGACGCCAGCCCGCGUCCUCCUCCCCCUCCCGCAAUAUUCGAACCGCGGCUUCGAGCGCUCGGGCAGCGCGGGGUGCGGGCAGCAAAAUAGCCCCGGCCGCACAGAGCGAAUUGCGCAGGAAAGGAAAAUCGGAGCGGCCCGCACAUGUAAGUAUUCCUCGCUCCGAGCCUCGAAGUUGGGAGCGCCGGGCCCGGGGCGCGGAGCCGCACAAUGCGCGGCGAACGCCGCUGCCGAACGGCCGCGCUCGCGGAGGAUCUCCCACCGCCGCGCUCACGCUUCCGUCCCUCACACUUACGGCGCGCACAAAAGAGCAACGUUGGUCCGAAAUAGCCUAAAAAAUAUACGAAACGCUACGAAAAAGCACCGAAAUCCUUCGUGCGGAGCGAGCGAGGAGCAAGCCGGAGAGGUCGGAGCGUGCUGGAGCCCGGAUUGUUUAAUAGAAAGAUUUAUCUGCGAACUGUAUUAUUUACUUUGGGAGGGGAGGCGGCGGUAUGAGGGUAUGCUAAUUAGCGGGAGAUUUUUGGGGGGAAGGGGUGGAAUAUCAAUUUUUAUUGCAUCACCUGUCAGGAGUGUCCAAUCAGCGUUGGCUUUAGGGGAAUUAAUUGAUGAAGGUGUCUCCGGACGAGCUCACUUCACUCUGUCAUUUUAUUUGUAGCUAAAGCAGCGGCGGGAAUAGCAGCUGCAUUGCUUUUCUCUUCCUCCCUUCACAUUCCAUUAUCAUAGUUUCCAAUGGAAAAGCAGGGAAUGAAAGGGAACAGGUACUGAUCUGCGGCAGCAACUUAGAGAAACACUUUGGCAAAGCUGAUUUUUAAGAUUACAUAUUGAUUGUAGCCUCACGGUGGUGGUUUUUUUUUUUUUUUAACUUAUUUUUAUUUUUUAAAUUUUGUCUAAAGUUUGGCACUUCACCCACCAGGAAUAGCAGCAGCCUUUGUUGCGCUCUGUUAGCAGGAUGCCUUGAGACAAAUACAGCAUCUGGCCGAGGAUUGUGUGUGUGUGGCUUUUUCUUUUUUUUUUUUUCCCCUUUUUUUUUUCCUUUUUUUUUUUUUUUUCUUCUCUCUCUCUCUCCGCAAAUGCCGGGAAUGAUUUAAUUCGCGAAAUGGGAGACCUGAAGUCGGGGUUUGAAGAGGUGGAUGGAGUGCGGCUCGGCUACCUCAUCAUUAAAGGAAAGCAAAUGUUUGCACUCUCCCAGGUUUUCACCGACCUGCUCAAAAACAUCCCGCGGACCACCGUGCACAAGCGAAUGGAUCAUUUGAAAGUCAAAAAGCACCACUGCGACCUGGAGGAGUUGAGGAAACUCAAAGCCAUCAACUCCAUCGCGUUCCACGCCGCCAAAUGCACGCUCAUCUCCAGAGAGGACGUGGAAGCGCUCUACACCUCCUGCAAAACCGAGCGGGUCCUCAGGACAAAGCGGCGGAAGCUCGGCCGGGCCCUGGCGGGCGGCGAGCUGCGGCCGGAGCGGGCGCCCGCCGACCCCUUCCGCGGCUUCUGGAAGGAGAACAAACUUUGGCUGGGUUUGAAUGACUCUCCCCGGCCGCUGCUGCCAAUCAGGCGGAAAGCUCUGCGGCCGGGGGCCGCGGCCCUGCUGCCGGCCUCCCAUCUACCUCACCUUUUUAGUAAAUACACUGGCCACGGCUACCCGGAGCUGGCCCGGGCGCCCCGCAAACCUCCCGGCGGCUAUGAAACGGCGGCGGGCGGCUGCCUGGCCCUGGCGCGGCCCUGCCGGCCCCGCGGCGCCCCGCGGCUGCCUCUGCCGCUGCCGCGCGGCUUCGGGCCGCCGCCUUCGCCCGCCUUCGCCGAGAGCGGCAGCAGCGACUCGGAGUCCAGCUGCUGCUCCGGCCGCGCCGCGCACGACUCGGACUGCGGCUCCAGCCCGUCCAGCUCCAGCGAGGGCAGCUCGGAGGAGGAGGACGAGGAGGAGGAGGACGAGGAGGGCAGCGGCGGCUCGGACUCCAGCGAGGGCAGCUCGGAGGAGGAGGAGGAAGAGGAGGAGGAGGAGGAGGAGGAGGAAGAGGAGGAGGAGGAGGAGGACAGCACCUCGGACUCCGACUCCAGCUCGGUCUCCAGCCAGGUCUCGGUGCAGAGCAUCCGCUUCAGGCGCACCAGCUUCUGCAGCCCGCCCGCCGUGGUGCACGCCAACUUCUUGUACCAUCUGGCCGCCGCCGCCGCCCCCCGGCCCCCGGCCCCGGCCCCGACGGAUCCCGGCGGGCCGCCCGCCCUCCGCCGCGCCGCGGGCUGCGUGAAGCCGGAGCUGCCCGAGGAGUGGGGCCGGCCCGGCUGGGGCCCGGCGCUACGCUGCCCCGGCGGCCCUGGGAGCUGCUUCGCGGAGAUAAGGGAGCGGAGGGCGGCCGAGAUCACAUUCCCACACUCUGAAUUUCCCAAUAACGCCAAGAGUACUGACCUAACAAUUAACUGCGUUGCAAAGGGGGCCUCUUCACCUAGCCCAAAGACAAACAAUGCAUUUCCACAACAAAGAAUACUCAGAGAGGCAAGGAAAUGCCUUCCAGCAACUACUACACACUGUGCAGAUAACAAUACAAUAGCUGCUAGGAUCUUAAAUAAUGAUUCUUCAUCAGCGGCUGCGAAUUCCGAAAAAGAUUCCCAAAUCCCUCAUUGUAUUGAAUUUGCCACGGAUUUGCCCUCGUUACGGACCGAUCCCGCGGAGGACGCCGCCUCUCCGGGGGCUGCGGAGCCGCGGAGCGCUGAGCCGGGGGCCGAGGCGCUGCCCUUCCCGCACCGCGUCCGCAUCAAAACCGAGGAGGAGGCGAGCGGCGAGGACGGGCCCGACCCUCCACCCCACGAGCUGCGGUGUGAGUGCAAUGAUCCCGAGGAGGAGCGUCGCGGCGUGACGGAGGGCAGCGAGCAGGACGCUUUAGGAACGGCCAAGGAGGAUUCUGCAUGCACUGAGAAAGAAACCACUUCCUUCCCCCCGCUGACUCAGAGUCAGGGCCUCUCAUGCACUUUAGGUACUCCAAAACCUGAGGAUGGGGAGUAUAAAUUUGGAGCGAGGGUGAGAAAGAACUACAGGACGCUGGUUCUGGGCAAGCGGCCCGCGCUGCAGCCUCCUCCGCUCAAACCAAAUCUGAAAUCGGCGCGGAGCCCGCGGCCCGCAGGUAAAGCCGAGCCCGAAGGAACACUGGACGAUCUCACGGCCAACAAUAGGCGCAGAAGGGUAGCCGGCAAUGUAGCAUCAGCGGUGAAAAGGCCGUUUAAUUUCAUGGCAAAUUUUCCCUGUCCACCGUCGCUAAUUAUUGGCCAUGACGGGGAUUUGUUGCCAGCUUAUUCCUUAAGCACCACUAAGGACUCGCAAGCACCUCACAGGGCCCAUCCCGUGUGGAAAUGGCAGCUGGGCGGCUCUGCAAUACCUCUCCCACCUAGCCACAAAUUCAGGAAAUUUAAUUAAUAAAAUACUUUGGAAAAUAUUUGCUGGAACCACCUCUCGGGCUGUGCUCUGCGUGAGCUCGGCAGGAAGGUUCGUGCGGCCCUUAACGCCGCGCAGCGCUCGCUGCUGGGAUCCGUCGUGUCGUUUGUGAAGACAGAACCCGGAUUACCGUUUUCUUCCCUUGUUCCAACAGUGGUUUUGGUUUGGUUUGUUUGGGUCUUUUUUUUUUGUUGUUUUUCUUUUCUUUUUUUUUUCUUUCUAUUUUUUUUUCCUGUUACAUUUGGGUAUUUUUUGUUACAUUCCACAGAGUACUUCAGGCAAAGACUCAACUCAACUCAGUUACGCCGGUAGAGCUGGAACACUUUACUGUUUGAAUGCUAAUAAUGCACCAGUACCUCAAUUCAACUGCUGCAAAUAAAUGUCAAAAGGUUGAAUAAUAAAUACUAGAAUGAGCCAUUAAAUUUAUGCACUAGAUUUCGAACAUGGCAGUCUAACUGUUAAUUCAGUUCAAGUUUGUGAAGUGCCACGGCCGCACAGGAGGGCUGGCCGCACCUCGGCGCUCGGAGCGGGGCGGUGCGGUGCCUCGGGCCCACAGCGCUGCGCUCAGCCCCUGGGGAAGGCGGGGGCAGAGAGCAGCACGAAACGGGGGAUCGCAGCGCGGGGAAAGGGCGUCCUUUCGCUCGUGCAGCCCCUCGGUGCGAUUGGAAGCCUUUUUGUUUCACCCAGAGGUCUUAAAUAAGGUUACAGUUACCCGCUCACGUCGUGCCGAAGCUGCGCUCCGAACGCGCCCCUGCAAACUUGCACGGCGCUCGGAGCCCUGCCCGGCCCGCGGCGAUUUAUGGGCAACCCCGCGCGGGCCGCAGGAAAUAGCGAAGCAGUAAAUGCGGCGCAGAGAGAGCGGAGCGAGGGGCCAGGAGUGGGAACAGCGCACCAAACGCGAGCCCCGCGCUGCUCGUGGCUCUGCGGCCCUGAACUCGGGCGCUGCCGCCUCGUUGUCCUCAGCCCCGAACCCCGGCGCUGUCGGUUUUUGUUUCCAGGCCGUCCUCUCUAUGUAGCAGAAACGUUUCUACCGCACGUGACAAUCAGAGGCGAUUAUCUCUAUUUGCACUUAAUAUCGAAAUAGUGGAGCGGGCGGGGGCGAGGGCCUCGCCUCGGAGAGACAUGCCGGUAUAAUAUAUUGUGAUGAUGGAAGCGGUAAAUCAAAAUGAUGGAAAUUUGCACUGUUGAAAAGCAUGCUUUAGCUUUAUUUUCAAUUAAAAACACUGUUUAAAAAUUCCUGAUUCCCUACACUUUGAAUUAUUGCAAUUUAUCCUCGCUUUCCUCUCCGUUUGGGAGAUCCCCGGUUGGAUUCCGAGGAAAUACGCUUCAAGAGGUUCACUGUUUCCCUCCCUGCCCCCAAAGCCCCUCCAAAAGAAAGGGAAAAAAAAGAAAAAAGAAAAAAGAAAGGAAGGCCGCCGCGCAGCAGCCGGGCCCGGGGCCGAGGGCUGCCGAAGGGCCCCGGCGCGGGGGGACGGGCGCAGCUCCGAGCGCGGCCCAGAAGUUUGCGGCCCCGGGAAGGCCGAGUGCUGAAUCAGCGGGGUUUCGGCUGAAGGACUGCUGGUUUCUUUCUUUGGAUUGGCGCUUUAUUUAUACUAGAUCAUUCCUAAAUUAAAUGUUAAGGAUUCCACUCAUCGAUCAAUCUCGGAAGGAUAAUUUAUCGUAAAUCAAAGAAAAGAAAAAAAAAAAAAAAAAAAAAAAAAAAAGGAAAACAAA
This is a messenger RNA of Phasianus colchicus (ring-necked pheasant), 5663 nucleotides long. NCBI's taxonomy places the organism in Eukaryota, Metazoa, Chordata, Aves, Galliformes, Phasianidae. The record is from RefSeq and is a predicted model, not a curated record.